Molecule: messenger RNA, 1833 nt
Organism: Chanos chanos (milkfish)
Lineage: Eukaryota; Metazoa; Chordata; Actinopteri; Gonorynchiformes; Chanidae
Product: protein tyrosine phosphatase domain-containing protein 1
Exons: 11
Coding region: 1-1833 (610 amino acids)
Biological process (GO): cilium assembly; protein dephosphorylation
Molecular function (GO): protein tyrosine phosphatase activity
Source: RefSeq, a predicted model, not a curated record
AUGACUCCUCAGGUGCCUGUACCAAGGCCCUCUUACUCCCAGGCCAGGGAAAGCCUGGUGAAGGCCAUCCCACCUAGGAUCAUCUGUCUGCUGGCCUGUGGGGGUAGAGACUGCCGUUACGAGGGUCCUGAUUGCUGGAGGCCCGGUCAGCAGGCCAUCCAGGGCCUCUUCUCCAGCUGGGUGACGCAUGAUAUUGUUGCUAUGGCAAGACCUUCCACAUACCUUAUUGACAGAUACAACAUCAUCCAACAGUUCAAACAGUUAAACAUUAAGUCCAUUAUAAACAUGCAGUUGCCAGGGGAGCAUGCUCACUGCGGCCCACCACUGGACCCAGACAGUGGCUUUACAUACUCACCACAGAUCUUUAUGGAGAACCAGAUUUUCUUCUAUAACUACGGCAUGGCUGACUUUGGGGUGUCGUCUCUGGAGGGGAUUCUGGAUGCUGUGAAAGUUCUGGCCUUCUCUGUGCAGGAGGGGAGAGUGGCCGUUCACUGCCACGCAGGCCUGGGCAGAACAGGUGUUGUGAUUGCCUGCUACCUGAUCUACACGCUGCGUGUGAGUGCGAGUGAAGCUGUGCACUAUGUCCGUAUCAGACGACCCCGCUCCAUUCAGACCCGGGCUCAGAUCAGCCUGGUGUUUGAUUUUGCCCGUUUACUUGGCUCCCAGUUAACCCAGUUCCCCUCACUGAGUCUACGGCAUGGUGCAGCUUUCACCCUGCACCAGUACCUCCACCGCCAGUCGCUGCUUCUCCACGGCCCAGAGGCCCGCUCCCUAAAAUACACACCGAAGAUCGUCCACUUCCUCUGCAGCCAGCUGUCCGCUCUCGCCCUGGGCGUCGCCAGUCCUCCGCACGCCCAGGUGGAACUGGACAGGAGGACAGCCCUUUUGGCUCUACAGCGAACGGUGAGGGACACUCUGUCUCUGAAGACGUUUCUGCCCAUCCUGAGAGACGUGAGACGACCGCGGGGCAGGGCGUCUCUGUCGUCAUCGGUCGGGUCGCUGACGUCCUGGGAUGAGCCCUUUGGGUUCCUGAUGAGGAAGAGGGAGGUGUUGUUGAACAAACACAGCUACAGCGAAUCAGAUCUGAGUAAAAUCGCAACCAAUGAGGAGACAGUGUUUACCCAACACCCUGCGCUGUUGAGGGACGGUGUGGGAUUCUGCAAUGGAACGGCCAGACAAUCACAUGACCAGGCCUGGGCCCCAGUCGUUCAGCUGAAGGACCAAUGCAAUGGGAGAACGGAAGGACGCUCUCCAAUUCACGUGACAAAAAAUGACAGCGCCACCAAGAGAACAAAGUGUCGAGCUAAGGAACCUCAGGGCUUCCCGAAAUUCAGAUCAAACUCAGAGCUUCACAGGACCCAAAACAAACCUCGACAAGCAUCGGUUUCCAAGGCAAUCGCCAGGGCAAUGGCACAGCAGGCUCCCCCUAACGACAGGGUUCUCUAUAGGGCCGCCUACUUACAGGACGAGUUGAAUGAGCAAGAGUGUGGGUGGGCCACGCUCGCCAUGGAAACAGACCCCAAAGUUCUGAGCUACCUGCUUUGGGCCUGGCUGGAGAAGCUUAAGGAGCCUGUGUUAAACUGUGAGGACGUAAUGAAACUGACUCCAGCAUCAGGAGACAACAGAGAUAAACUCCAACUACUACACAAGGUACACACUAUUUACUGUGUGUUGAGAUGUGUGGCUAUUCUGACUGCUCAGUGUCCACAGCUGGAGGAGCCCCUGCUACAGCGUCUCAUACGAGCACUAACCAAGCGCCCUCCAGAGGAGAUUGGACGCUAUGCUUCUCUACUGGAACUCCUAAGGGAUGCCACACACCACCUACAGACCUGA